UUAACCAGGGUUGUAGUCCUGCCAGAGCACAGGGGAGUUGCCAGGUUAACCAGGGUUGUAGUUCUGCCAGAGCACAGGGGAGUUGUAUACAGGCCAGGUUAACCAGGGUUGUAGUGACUGAGAUGUCGUGCGCCACUCGGGAGUUGUAUACAGGCCAGGUUAACCAGGGUUGUAGUGCUGCCAGAGCAGGUGAGUUCUAUACAGGCCAGGUUAUCCAGGGUUGUAGUACUGCCAGAAAGCAGGGGAGUUGUAUACAGGCCAGGUUAACCAGGGUUGUAGUCCUGCCAGAGCACAGGGGAGUUGCCAGGUUAACCAGGGUUGUAGUGCUGCCAGAGCACAGGGGAGUUGUAUACAGGCCAGGUUAACCAGGGUUGUAGGCCUGCCAGAGCGCAGGGGAGUUGUAUACAGGCCAGGUUAACCAGGGUUGUAGUCCUUCCAGAGCACAGGGGAGUUGCCAGGUUAACCAGGGUUUCUAUCAGACUAGAGGUACAUGGAGGUUUCUAUCAGACUAGAGGUACAUGGAGGUUUCUAUCAGACUAGAGGAGGUUUCUAUCAGACUAGAGGAGGUUUCUAUCAGACUAGAGGUACAUGGAGGUUUCUAUCAGACUAGAGGAGGUUUCUAUCAGACUAGAGGAGGUUUCUAUCAGACUAGAGGUACAUGGAGGUUUCUAUCAGACUAGAGGGACAUGGAGGUUUCUGUAUAUCAGUCUAGAGGGACAUGGAGGUUUCUAUCAGACUAGAGGUACAUGGAGUUUCUAUCAGACUAGAGGAGGUUUCUAUCAGACUAGAGGAGGUUUCUAUCAGACUAGAGGAGAUUUCUAUCAGACUAGAGGAGGUUUCUAUCAGACUAGAGGAGGUUUCUAUCAGACUAGAGGUACAUGGAGGUUUCUAUCAGACUAGAGGAGGUUUCUAUCAGACUAGAGGAGGUUUCUAUCAGACUAGAGGUACAUGGAGGUUUCUAUCAGACUAGAGGAGGUUUCUAUCAGACUAGAGGAGGUUUCUAUCAGACUAGAGGUACAUGGAGGUUUCUAUCAGACUAGAGGGACAUGGAGGUUUCUGUAUAUCAGUCUAGAGGGACAUGGAGGUUUCUAUCAGACUAGAGGUACAUGGCAUUUCUAUCAGACUAGAGGAGGUUUCUAUCAGACUAGAGGAGGUUUCUAUCAGACUAGAGGAGAUUUCUAUCAGACUAGAGGAGGUUUCUAUCAGACUAGAGGAGGUUUCUAUCAGACUAGAGGAGGUUUCUAUCAGACUAGAGGAGGUUUCUAUCAGACUAGAGGAGGUUUCUAUCAGACUAGAGGAGGUUUCUAUCAGACUAGAGGAGGUUUCUAUCAGACUAGAGGAGGUUUCUAUCAGACUAGAGGAGAUUUCUAUCAGACUAGAGGAGGUUUCUAUCAGACUAGAGGAGGUUUCUAUCAGACUAGAGGAGGUUUCUAUCAGACUAGAGGAGGUUUCUAUCAGACUAGAGGAGGUUUCUAUCAGACUAGAGGAGGUUUCUAUCAGACUAGAGGAGGUUUCUAUCAGACUAGAGGAGAUUUCUAUCAGACUAGAGGAGGUUUCUAUCAGACUAGAGGAGGUUUCUAUCAGACUAGAGGAGGUUUCUAUCAGACUAGAGGUUUCUAUCAGACUAGAGGAGGUUUCUAUCAGACUAGAGGAGGUUUCUAUCAGACUAGAGGAGGUUUCUAUCAGACUAGAGGAGGUUUCUAUCAGACUAGAGGAGGUUUCUAUCAGACUAGAGGAGGUUUCUAUCAGACUAGAGGAGGUUUCUAUCAGACUAGAGGAGGUUUCUAUCAGACUAGAGGAGGUUUCUAUCAGACUAGAGGAGGUUUCUAUCAGACUAGAGGAGGUUUCUAUCAGACUAGAGGAGGUUUCUAUCAGACUAGAGGAGGUUUCUAUCAGACUAGAGGAGGUUUCUAUCAGACUAGAGGAGAUUUCUAUCAGACUAGAGGAGGUUUCUAUCAGACUAGAGGAGGUUUCUAUCAGACUAGAGGAGGUUUCUAUCAGACUAGAGGUUUCUAUCAGACUAGAGGAGGUUUCUAUCAGACUAGAGGAGGUUUCUAUCAGACUAGAGGAGGUUUCUAUCAGACUAGAGGAGGUUUCUCUCAGACUAGAGGAGGUUUCUAUCAGACUAGAGGUACAUGGAGUUGUGGAAUAAGAAUAUAUAAACAGCUCCAACUCUACCUGUGGUCCAAACAGGGUUUAAACACAGUUAUAUCAACAACAGCCUACAUCAUCAAUAACACAUUACAUCAUUACUCUAGAAUUUAAUUUGACAA
Oncorhynchus keta (chum salmon) is the source of this 2273-nucleotide messenger RNA. RefSeq lists its product as uncharacterized. The transcript is spliced from 2 exons. The record is from RefSeq and is a predicted model, not a curated record. Bases 1079 to 2152 code for a protein of 357 amino acids. NCBI's taxonomy places the organism in Eukaryota, Metazoa, Chordata, Actinopteri, Salmoniformes, Salmonidae.